Colossoma macropomum (tambaqui) is the source of this 1287-nucleotide messenger RNA. RefSeq names its product RNA binding protein fox-1 homolog 3-like. Gene Ontology annotation, biological process: regulation of alternative mRNA splicing, via spliceosome; nervous system development. Gene Ontology annotation, molecular function: mRNA binding. Gene Ontology annotation, cellular component: cytoplasm; nucleus. The record is from RefSeq and is a predicted model, not a curated record. NCBI's taxonomy places the organism in Eukaryota, Metazoa, Chordata, Actinopteri, Characiformes, Serrasalmidae. Bases 11 to 1144 code for a protein of 377 amino acids. The transcript is spliced from 12 exons.
GUGUGUGUGUAUGUGUGUGUGUUCUGCGCUCAUUCUUCCUCUCUCCAUGGCAAACUCCGGCUGCGUUCUUCUCUCCGGCUCGGGAAUGUUCCCUCACUUCCCCGCAGCUUUCCUCUACCUGCCUGAGGGUAACCAAGAGGCAACCAAUCCGGUGGACGCGAUGGCUCAGUCCUACACCCCGGCUCAGUUUCCCCCACCCCCACAGAACGGUAUUCCGGGCGAGUUUGCUGCACCCCACGCCCUUCCCACACAGGACUUCACAGGACAGAACCGGGUACCAGAACACACCCUGACCCUCUACACACCCACACAAACACACAGCGACCCAACAACCAACGACAGCAACACGCCAACCAUCACCACCAACACCAACAGUGCUCCGACAGAUGACGUGACGCAAACAGAAAGUUCCCAGCAGUUGACGCUGCAGUCCUCGGACUCUCCAGAGAAACAGCAACCUAAACGCCUCCACGUCUCCAACAUCCCCUUCCGCUUCCGUGACCCAGACCUCAGACAGAUGUUCGGGCAAUUUGGGAAGAUUUUAGAUGUGGAGAUCAUUUUUAAUGAAAGGGGAUCUAAGGGCUUUGGGUUUGUAACUUUUGAAACGAGCACAGAUGCAGAUCGAGCGCGGGAGAAACUAAACGGUACUAUCGUAGAGGGACGCAAGAUUGAGGUGAAUAACGCCACAGCGAGAGUGAUGACAAACAAAAAGGCAGCUAACCCAUACACAAACGGCUGGAAGCUGAAUCCCGUGGUGGGAGCCGUUUACGCCCCUGAACUCUACGCAGUAACAGGUUUUCCCUAUCCCCCAGCUGGAGCUGCAGUAGCGUAUAGAGGCGCUCAGCUCAGAGGGAGAGGACGAGCUGUUUACAACACCUUCCGCACAGCAGCGCCACCACCACCCAUACCAGCCUACGGAGCAGUGGUCUAUCAGGAUGGUUUCUACGGCGCUGAGAUCUACGGGGGCUAUGCAGCAUACAGAUAUGCCCAGCCUGCCACGGCUACUGCAUACAGCGACAGCUAUGGGAGAGUCUAUGCAACAGCAGAUCCCUACCACCACACGAUCGGCCCUGCCACCACAUACAGCGUGGGCACCAUGGCUAGCCUCUACCGUGGAGCUUACAAUCGCUUCACCCCCUACUAAAGCAGAGACUUUACCCAGCAAACAAACCGACGACACUAAACUAAAGCAAGCAAAACCCGCUCCCGCCCGAGCGCCACGUCCAAACCAAGUGCUUCCGGGUCACCAUGGCAAUCCCAGCUAACACCGCUACCACACCACAUCCC